Sipha flava (yellow sugarcane aphid) is the source of this 510-nucleotide messenger RNA. Its product is annotated as cytochrome c oxidase assembly factor 6 homolog. NCBI's taxonomy places the organism in Eukaryota, Metazoa, Arthropoda, Insecta, Hemiptera, Aphididae. The coding region runs from base 178 to 420 and encodes 80 amino acids. The transcript has 3 exons. Gene Ontology annotation, cellular component: respiratory chain complex IV; mitochondrion. Gene Ontology annotation, biological process: respiratory chain complex IV assembly. The record is from RefSeq and is a predicted model, not a curated record.
UAAUCCCUAUUAUCUACUAGUAAAAUCUAGUAUCAAUACUAUCAUGAACCCACGAGUUUCUAAUUUUCUAUUAUUUAUGUUUCGACUUGCGUUUCAAUUUUGUCAAACAUUUUCAUUCAUAUUGUUCCUGUAGCAUUGAGAGUCGAAAUCAACGAGUUUUCAGGAUCACACAUCUUAAUGAGCAGCAAAGAGGAAUUUUUAUCCAAAUCUCAACGCACUCAAUGUUGGUCUUCUCGUGAUAAUUUUUGGGAAUGUUUGCGCUGCAACAAUGACAAAGUGGAAAAGUGUUCGGAUCUGCGGGAAAACUAUGAAAAAGCUUGUCCUAUUCAAUGGGUAAAACAUUUUGAUAGAAAAUAUAAUUAUUUGAAGUUUAAAGAAAAAAUGGAAAAAGAAGGUUAUGAGCCUUUAAAUGAAAAAUGAUGUAAUAAUUAAUAUUUAUUGUACAAUGAUGAUUUUAGUUUAAUUGGUAGGUAAAAUAGUACUUGUUAACAAUUUAUAAGGAAUCAAUAA